CCUCCUCUUGCAAUGGAAUCAAUAGCAUUUGAAACAUCGCACGAGUUCGUCCAGACCGCGAAUGGGGUCCAAAACGCCUUCCAGAUUCUCGGAGACAUUGUCUUCGCCGUUCUGCAGUCAUGCGUUUGCAAUAAACAAUCGCUUGCAAUGCAUGCCGUCAUCUUCAAGGCCUCCGUUUGCGUGACAUCCAUUCCUGCCACCUUCAAACGCGGAGGCUGUAGGGCUGCCCAUUUCCCUCUGUUGGAGGUAAACACGGACCGCUGCACGCUGAGGCUGGUGCUAUAUCGGACAUAUCGAGACUCCACAACCGCUCAGGUCAAUCUCAACGGCUUCCUAGAUUGA
This is a messenger RNA of Periconia digitata, 342 nucleotides long. The record is from the annotation of a GenBank genome assembly. Lineage: Eukaryota; Fungi; Ascomycota; Dothideomycetes; Pleosporales; Periconiaceae.